AUGGACGCGGCACAUAGUGGAGAUGGUUGGGGUAUCGGUGGUGAAUUGGAAUUGGCUCAAGACUUCGAAGUUAUCGAUCUAAAUGAAUUUGAUUCUAGUUGUGGUUACAUUUCAGAAGCAGAUGACUCAACAUAUAUUUCUUCGUUUCUUAAUGGUCUCGUAACUGAUGAAACUCUUUAUUCACGAUAUUUGAAUGGGAUUAUCAGUUUUGAUGAUUUGAUGCGUGAAAUGCACCAUUCUACUACUCUGGACAAUGAUUCUUGCCACAGUAGUGAUUCAGACUGUUCUGGCAAAAACGACGGUUCUGAAUAUUCUACACGACCUAGGAGAUCUAAAAGACGACAAAAUUCUGAUACAGUUGGAAAGAAAAAACUGAAAUUAAGAGGACCACUUAUUUCUAAACGUGCUCGCCUACCAAUUGAGUUAGCACAAUAUCUUGGAGAAGCUGAAAGACAUUUGAACAAUGAUGAAUUCGAACACGCUGAACGUAUUUGCUAUCAGAUCAUUGACACAGCUCCCCAAGCUUCCCAACCAUAUAUUGUUUUGGCCGAAAUUAGUUUCCGUCGUGGGAACCAAGAAAAAGCCAAGGAAUUUUUAUAUCAAGCUGCUCAGAGGAACCCAUCCGAUAAAAAUACUUGGCUUACCCUAGCGGACUGGGCUGAAGAAGCUGAGGAUUUCCCUCUUGCUAUACACUAUGCACGACAGGCCCUUCGAAGAAAUCGAGCUGAUACAUCAUUACGCCAACGUCUUAUAGACUUAUGUCAUGUAGCUGGUCGAAGCAGAGAGGCAUUACAGUUACGUUUGGCCGCUCUUUCAGUUACCCCGGAAUCGACGGGUGAGGAACAAUUUGAAGUUGCUCGAGAGCUAGCCGAUCAAUUUUUCAAACUACUUGAUCCACAUAACUCAGUAAAGGCGUAUGAAAAUGCUUUUGAACAAUACCCAGAUCAUGGGACGGAUAAUGAUCGAAAUUCGGCCUUAUCAAUUAUGUUUCAAAUGAAACGUUAUGAUCAAGCUCUAAAGUUUUUCACUUCCUUCUGUGGUGUCAAAUUGUAUUUAAAUUCUGGGGAUUUAUUUGACAUGGACAGACAUUCAUCGAAGUUGUCAUCUGUGGAGAAAUUUAAAAGAUGUGAAUUCCCUGAUAAUAUGGCUGUUGAAUUACAGUUGAAAUUGUUUCUUAUUCUUGCACACCUGGGACUUGGCCCAUUAGUUAUGUCCCGUGUUGAAUCAACGUACACAAAUGAAAAUAUUACAAAAUAUUCUAAUUGGCUUUUGGAUAUCGUCGUAGCUUACAAAGAGAAAAAUUUAUACUCCAUAGCGAUUCAGCUAAUUCUAAAACUCAAAAAAUCAAAUGUUACCUGUAAGUUGGUACAAGUUUGGACAUUACUGGCUGAAUGUUAUUUAGAAGCAGGUGAAACAGAAAGUGCCAUCAAAGCCUAUCUCCAUGUCAUAGAAAAUCUUGAUCCUCGGAAUACCGGUGCACGUCUGGGUCUCGUAAAUCUUCUUAGACGCCUUGGUAGGAAUCAGGAGGCUUUAAAAUUCUUAAAUCCCUCAAAUUUAGUUCAGAAAGGUGUUAAACCCGAAAUAUCUUUGACCGAACAGUGUGAUUUAAUUGUACAGAAAAGAGAAAGAUCUCCAUUGAAAUCCAUUCACAGAUCAACUGUUAAAUCAUCUGCUUCUUCUGACUUACAAAAAAUUUCAGUUGUUGGUGACAUCGAUAGUGAUGAAUGUUCUGUUGAGAAAGUUUGUCUAGAUAGUGACUGGCUCGAUGCAUCUGCUAACCUUGUCUCCCGUGAUCAUGUGGCAUACAGAUUAGCCUACGAACGUUGUCGAAUGCUUGAUACACCAGAAAGUGUAGAUUCAUUUUUAGAAGAAGCUUGGGCCUUGCUGUUUAGUGAUGUGACACGUGUUUGCGGACCUAGAUUUACUCAACUUGCCUUAACACUUGAUAGUGAACAGCAUCGAAAAUUAGUGAUUGACCGACUAGCUUCUGUUGCUCCAGCAUUGACUGAUACAUUAUCUAACCAGAUAGACGCUGAACGUUCGACUACAGAAACAAAUGGUGUAAGCAGCUCAGAUAUUUGGGGAUUAUUUUUGCGUGUUGUUGAUGUGUUACGUGCUCGUUUGCCAAAAUCAUUGCCCCAAUUGGAAACAGCUACUGCAUGGGCUUCUUUAUUACCUCAUGUUCAAGGCAAUGAUUUACGUCGGUUAGCUGCAAGUCAUCUUUUAAUUAGCUCUUCACUUAUUGCACGUCAUGGCACACCAGCAUUUUUGGAAUUACGAAAAAUUCAAAAACAGUGGAGUGAAUAUAACCAGUAUUGGAAUGUGAUGAAUCUGGCAAUCACUCUUUCACGUGAUUUUAAACACUGUAGAUUUUUGGAUCGUUUGGUUACUAAAGAUAGUUUGAAUUUGGCUAUCGGUACUAUUGCUAGUAGUGACACUUUGGUUCGAGGUUCAUAUCGUUAUGCUAUUGCCCGACUAAUCAAUAUGAGAGAAAAAUUUCCGGACGAUGCGCUUCUCACUUUAUUACUUGCUGUUGGCUUUUUAAGUAUGUCCAUGCAAAAACACAUUGGUUCACGUCAUCUUGCUAUUUUACAGGCUGUUGGUUUUCUUGGGGAAUAUAAACGUUUACGUGGUGAUUGCCAGGAGGUUUACUACAAUAUAGCACGUGCUUGUCAUCAACUUUUAAUUACUCAUAUGGCUAUUCACUAUUAUGAAAAAGUCCUUAAUAUGGAGCCUAUUGGAAACAAUCAUGAAGAAAAGUCUCUUACUAAUCUGCAUAAAGAAGCUGCUUUCAAUUUAGCUCUUUUGUAUCGAACUAAUGGGAAUGCAGCAAUGGCGCGUCAUAUACUCCAAAAAUAUGUUGUCAUUUAA
Schistosoma spindalis is the source of this 2871-nucleotide messenger RNA. The record is from the annotation of a GenBank genome assembly. NCBI's taxonomy places the organism in Eukaryota, Metazoa, Platyhelminthes, Trematoda, Strigeidida, Schistosomatidae.